AUGGCACCAGAAUUUCCUGUAGUUAUUAUGGACAAUGGAACAGGAUUGACAAAAAUAGGUUUUUCUGGAAAUGAAUCACCUUCUUAUGUUUUCCCUACUGUUAUUACAACUUUACAGACACCUGGAGUGGGAUCUGGACGAUCUGUCUCUUCAUCAAAAUCUGCCUUCCUAAAUACAAAUUCAUCAUUAACAAGUCUCUCAAGUAGACGUGGAGCAGAAGACCUUGAUUUCUACAUUGGCAAUGAAGCAUUAGAACAUGCAAAUGGAUUGAAAUAUGGUUUGUGUUAUCCUAUCCGUCAUGGGUUAAUUGAAGCCUGGGACCAUAUGGAACGAUUUUGGCAGCAAAGUAUUUUCAAGUAUUUAAAAUGUGAACCAGAAGAUCAUUAUUUUCUUUUGACAGAGCCCCCACUUAACCCUCCUGAAAACAGAGAACACACUGCAGAAAUUAUGUUUGAGUCAUUUAAUUGCUCUGGUCUCUAUAUUGCAGUUCAAGCUGUUCUUGCACUUGCUGCUUCAUGGACUUCUUCUAAAAUCCAUAGCCGAUCUCUUACAGGGACGGUAAUUGAUUCGGGAGAUGGCGUAACACAUGUAACGCCUGUUGCGGAUGGAUAUGUUAUUGGGUCUGCACUUAAACACAUUCCUAUUGCAGGAAGAGAUAUUACAUAUUUUAUUCAAUCUCUUUUACGCGAUCGCAAUGAACCAGAUACCUCUUUAAAAAUAGCAGAAAAAAUCAAAGAAGAAUAUUCAUAUGUAUGUUCCGAUAUGAUUAAGGAAUUUAAUAGAUAUGAUAAAGAACCAGAUAGGUUCCGAAAAUAUAUUGUAGAAUCACCGUUAGAUAAAAAAGUGGUAAUAGAUGUUGGAUACGAAAGAUUUCUUGGGCCAGAAAUUUUUUUUCAUCCCGAAAUAGCAUCAUCAGACUUUCUAACACCUUUGCCUGAAGUUGUAGAUAGUGUAAUUCAAGGAUCCCCUAUUGAUGUUCGACGUGGUUUGUAUAAGAAUAUUGUUCUUUCUGGAGGAUCAACAAUGUUUAAAGAUUUCGGCAGACGAUUGCAAAGAGAUAUUAAACAUAUUGUUGAUGCCCGUAUUAAGAAAAGUGAGGAACACUCGCAUGCUAAAAGUGGAGGACUCGAAGUAAAUGUCGUUUCACAUAAAAAACAAAGAAACGCCGUUUUUGUCGGCGCAAGCUUAAUAUCACAAGCGCCUGAAUUUUUAUCAUAUUGUUAUACAAAAAAAGAUUAUGAAGAAUAUGGUCCUGGAAUUGUAAGAAGAUUUGCAAUUUUUGAAUCCUUUUUAUGA
Molecule: messenger RNA, 1296 nt
Organism: Pneumocystis jirovecii RU7
Lineage: Eukaryota; Fungi; Ascomycota; Pneumocystomycetes; Pneumocystales; Pneumocystaceae
Product: actin-related protein 3
Exons: 7
Coding region: 1-1296 (431 amino acids)
Biological process (GO): Arp2/3 complex-mediated actin nucleation
Cellular component (GO): actin cortical patch; Arp2/3 protein complex
Molecular function (GO): actin filament binding
Source: RefSeq, a predicted model, not a curated record